Molecule: messenger RNA, 490 nt
Organism: Melitaea cinxia (Glanville fritillary)
Lineage: Eukaryota; Metazoa; Arthropoda; Insecta; Lepidoptera; Nymphalidae
Product: probable 5-hydroxyisourate hydrolase R09H10.3
Exons: 2
Coding region: 69-449 (126 amino acids)
Biological process (GO): purine nucleobase metabolic process
Molecular function (GO): hydroxyisourate hydrolase activity
Source: RefSeq, a predicted model, not a curated record
AUAUAUACAGUACUGUCGCGCCCCAACUCAUUAUCGCUUGACCUCUCGAACUUGCGUUCAUCUCUUAUAUGACCAACUCUGGUAGUGACAACACAUAUAUCGUGACAAUGUCUCGACCGGUACUAUCCUCUCACGUGUUAGAUAUCUCAACUGGUAGACCGGCUGCAGGAGUAUUCGUGGAAUUAUACAAGAAAAAGGACAACGACUGGACUUUAUGGCAUAACACAGUGACGUCUAGCGAUGGGAGGAUACAGUUUCCUUUUUCGAAAGAUUCUAUGGGUGCAGGAACUUAUAAGCUAAAAUUCAACGUUGAAGAUCAUUACAGCAGAAGCAAUAUAGAAACCCUUUAUCCUUAUGUUGAGAUUGUUUUCAAAACAAAAGAUGACGAACACUACCACAUCCCGUUACUGCUGAGCCCCUAUGGUUACUCCACAUAUAGAGGAAGUUAGAAUUUCCAAAAAAAAAAAACUGUUAAACGUUAAUGAUAAAU